Molecule: messenger RNA, 819 nt
Organism: Chelmon rostratus (copperband butterflyfish)
Lineage: Eukaryota; Metazoa; Chordata; Actinopteri; Chaetodontiformes; Chaetodontidae
Product: rho-related GTP-binding protein RhoU-like
Exons: 3
Coding region: 1-819 (272 amino acids)
Biological process (GO): small GTPase-mediated signal transduction
Molecular function (GO): GTP binding; GTPase activity
Source: RefSeq, a predicted model, not a curated record
AUGCUUCCUCAGGAUGUCGGGAAGCAGAAGCCACGCCGUGUGUCGGAACCGGUGUGCGGAGGAGACGUUUCCCCGAUCCUUCCUCGGCGCUUGAAGAGCCGGGACUUCCCUCUGAGCGUGAAGCGCCGGAGGUCCGGCUCCGCACCUGAGCGCAAGGUGAACUGCGUCCUAGUUGGAGACGGAGCGGUGGGCAAGACCAGCCUCAUCGUCAGCUACACCACCAACGGAUACCCGACAGAAUAUGUUCCAACAGCGUUUGACAACUUUACCGUGAUGGUUGUGGUUGACGGAAAACCAGUGAGACUGCAGCUCUGUGACAUGGCUGGACAGGAUGAGCUGGAGCGCCUCCGGCCGCUGUGCUACAAGAACGCAGACGUCUUCCUCCUCUGCUACAGCGUGGUGCGCCCCUGCUCUUUCCGCAACCUGACCAACAGGUGGGUUCCCGAGAUCCGUCAGCACUGUCCUGGUGCGCCCCUGAUCCUCGUCGGCACCCAGCUGGACCUGAGGGAGGACGUCCAGGUGCUGAUUCACCUGGCACAGAACCAGGAGCGGCCGGUGUGCACCGAGGAGGGCCAGCAGCUCGCACAGGAGCUCGGGGCAGUGAGCUUUGCAGAGUGCUCGGCGCUGACCCAGAAGAACCUGAAGGACGCUUUUGAUUCAGCCAUCUUGGCUAGCAUCCAGCCGACAGGCACUUGCAGCAUGCAGCAGCAGAGGCUGACCCUGAGGAAGAAGACGCCCGAUAAGAUCAAGAGCCUCUCGGAGACCUGGUGGAGGAAGAUCAACUGUCUGAUGGGAGAGCAGAGCUGUGAAUUCAAGUGA